This is a messenger RNA of Aphanomyces astaci, 1815 nucleotides long. RefSeq lists its product as hypothetical. The record is from RefSeq and is a predicted model, not a curated record. Lineage: Eukaryota; Oomycota; Saprolegniomycetes; Saprolegniales; Verrucalvaceae. Bases 1 to 1815 code for a protein of 604 amino acids. The transcript is spliced from 7 exons.
AUGGGCCUCACCUUCCAAAAUCCGGCUCUGAAGUCCCAGGUGAACGUGACCACUUCCCUUCCUUGUACGGUUUUCUUUUUGCGCGGAGACCGGAUCGGCAACUCCUCCGCUCCUUCCGCCUUGUCGGGUGACACAUCGGGCGAUCCGUCUGGGUCUCGUUUCUUUUCACGAAAAGGCGACGCCAUCCCAUUCGCCGAGGUUAUAAGCCUCCUUCCUUCCUCUGUGCAGCCCUUCGUGGCCACCCCACUCGACGACCUCCGGCCUCUGGCCUACACGCUCUGGAAAACGGACUUCUUGUCCCAAGCCACGUCCCGCGACCUUGCUGAGUUCUACUCUACGAAGGACUUUGUCCCUAAGGGCGAUCGUAUCGAUGCGCUCAACAUCAGCAAGAUGUACCUCGAGCUCGAUCAAGUCGAGCACUCUGAGCUCUAUGUUGUCGACCCGACUCUGUCGGAGACCGAUCGUGAUGCGCGUCUCGCGGAAAUCAAGGCGCACACAACCGCCAUCCAACGUGAGAUCAUUGCCCGUGAGGUGACCAAGAAACUUGCGAAUCAACGCUCUGCGGUGCACACCUUCUUGGUAUCAGCCAUCUCUACGAAUCCCUACGAGCUCUUUGAGCACAUCAAGACUCGUUUCGAAUCCAAUCCCAUGGACAUCAACCCCACCAUCAUUGCCAGCUAUCUGCGUACUCUCAAGGGCACGGAUGAGAGUUGUAUCGACACUCUAUCCGUGGAACUCAUUGACCUCAUCAAGCGCUACCGUGUGUAUAUGACGCCACAGUUGUUUAAUCCUCUGGAUCCAUCGGCGAACUCGAACCGCCUCCAACAAGCGUCUGCUCUGGUUGACAACGGCUCUGUCGCAACAAUUCAAACACGAACCCAACUUGCAGGCGUCAUGCAUGCCGUUGCAGCCCCUGCACCCACACCCCUAGCGAUUACGCAAGCUAAUGGCUCGGUUCAUGUUAUGAACGCCUUUACUGUCCCGAGCUAUGCUCACCAUGAUUGCGUCAACCACCCCGUCAAGUCGUGCUUCUACUGCGGCGUUAUCAAUCACACGCUUCCUGCGUGUCCCACCCUCAUGUCGGACUAUGCACGCAACACUAUGCGUCCUAUCACUGAUGCACCGGGCGAGCACUUCCCAUCUCCUGUGGAUGCCGAUGUGUGGACGGUGUCCGUCCCCAUCCCCCAUUCCAAGUUGUCGGAGAACAAGGCGUUUUCGCCCUUCAUGCGGAUCUUCGCUACUGUGAAAGCGAUCCCGUUUGCCAAGCGACUGACGAAGGCAUAUCAGUCUCGCGACAUGUGCGAAAUCACCACUACUCUUGAUGAUGUGCUUUGUGCACCUAACAACGCCAUGGGUCUUUACUCGUCUCCCUGCCAGCCCAAGUGCGAGCCCUCCACCGACCCACACCGUGGGGAGUAUAUCCAUCCGGGCCAAAUGGCUAUGCUCGCCGGCAUGCUGACUCCAAGCUCUCUGCCGCUAGCCUUGCGCAGCCUCUGGCACCGUCGUCUCGGCCACCCAGACGUUGAUGCCUUCAACCAAAUGACCAAAACAAACCCCGAGCUUAUGCUCUUCACAGCUAAGCACCUUCGUGCACAACUAUGUGAAACUUGUGCUUAUGCCAAUUCCAAGCGCAGUUCUUUCGACUCAUCUGCGGUCUUCCGCACGGCUUCCUACCUUGCCCUCCUGCAUCACUCAUCACCCAUGGACAUCGGCACCCUCCAAAGCGACAACGCCAAAGAGUAUGAGAAACUCGGGCGCAUUAUCAACGCCAAGUACAACACUCGGGUGGCUUUCUCGAACGCCUAUUCCCCCUAA